GCUGCAGGACUACGCCAAGAAGCCCCGGCCACGGGAGCUGCUGCAGGGCCUGGUGCAGCUCCGCAGCCUCACCGAUACCUUCUCGGCCAUCAAAUACGUGGCGGAGAACAUCUUCACCCCUGAGAACGGGGCUCGGGCGGGGGCCAAGCGGGUGAUGAUCAUCAUCACGGACGGCGACGCCACCGACAGCGGCACUGUGCAGGAAGCCGAGGAGCGCGGCAUCAUGCGCUACAUCAUCGGGGUGGGGAACAACUUCAACAGCCCCAACACGCAGCUCUACCUCAGCCAGUUCGCCUCGCGGCCCAGCUCCGAGUUCGUCAAGGUGCUGGACAGCUUUGAGAAGCUGCGCGGGCUCUUCCGUGAGCUGCAGGCCAAGAUCUAUGACAUCGAAGGCACCAGCGACCAGAACCGCUUCCACCUCGAGCUCUCCUCCAGCGGCUUCAGCGUCGAUGCCAUCAAUGGCCAUCAUGUGACUGGAGCAGUGGGGGCCGACAACUGGGCCGGGGGCUUGGUGCAGAUGGCGCCGAGGCCAGAGGUCUUUGUGCCCAGCCCCUCGUUGGCCGAGAACCUGACGGACACCUACCUGGGCUACUCGGUGGUGGGGGUCCCGCGCCCUGGGCAGUCGCUGCUGGCGGCGGGGGCCCCCCGGCACGGGCAUGUGGGGCGCGUGGUGCUCUUCGAGGUGGCCGGGCCCGGAGGGGGCUGGCAGGCGCUGCAGAGCCUGGCCGGGGAGCAGGUGGGGUCGUACUUUGGGGCCACGCUCUGCGCUCUGGAUGGGGACAGGGACGGGGCGAGUGAGGGGCUGCUGGUGGGGGCCCCCAUGCACUUCGACGGGCGCCGGGGGGGGCGCGUGCACCUCUACCAGUGGGGGCAGGAUGGGCUGGAGGAGGCCGGGGAGCUCUGGGGAGCCCCAGGGCACCCCCUGGGGCGCUUCGGGGCGGCGCUAGCGGCGCUGGGUGACCUGGACGGGGACGGGGUGGCCGAGGUGGCCGUGGGGGCCCCCAUGGAGGAUGAGGAGCAUGGCGCCGUCUACAUCUUCUCCGGGCGCAGCGGGGGCCUGGAGCCACGCUACAGCCAGCGGCUGGAGGGCCGCGUGGGGGGCCCCGGCCUCCGCUUCUUCGGGCAGGCGCUGGACGGGGCCAUGGACGUGACCGGGGAUGGGAUGGUGGACCUGGCCGUUGGGACCCAGGGACACGUGGUGGUGCUGAGCUCCCUGCCCAUCGUGACGGUGACCUUGCGCCUGAGCUUCUCCCCGGCACAGAUCUCGCUCAGGAUGGUCGACUGCUCCAACAACACCGGCACCUCCGUCCAGCUCCUGCUCUGCUUCCAGGCCCGCCUGGACACCACCUCCUACACAGGAGACCUGGUCGUACCCCUCGCCUUCCACAUGGACGUGGACCCGCAGCGGGUUCGGGGCCGCGGGGUCCUGGGCAACGGGAGGCGGCAGUGGGACGGGCACGUGGAGCUGCGCGGGGAGGACAACUGCCUGCAGGAGACGCUGCACAUCCUGACCUGCCUCGAGGACUUCGUCACCUCCAUCCGCGUGGCUGUCAACUUCUCCCUGGACGCUGCCGGGCCCUGGGACGCCCCCAACCUCGUCCUGAACCCCGAGAUCACAUCGGGAUGGACUGAGGUCCCCUUCGAGAAGAACUGCGGGGCCGACGAGGUGUGCGAGGCCGACCUGGGGGUCUCAGCGCUGCCGGGGGGCGCGGUGCUGGCGGGGGCCCCCGGCGUGGAGCUGGCGGUGGCCCUGCGGCUGCGCAACGGUGGGGAGGACGCCUACGGGGCCGCCCUGCGCCUCCGCCACCCGCGGGGGCUCUCCUUCCGGAGGGCCGGCGCCACCCAGGGCACCUCCCCCGUGGCCAUCAGCUGCCAGGAGCAGGGGACAGCCACAGGACCCCGGGACCUGGGCUGCAACGUCAGCCGCCCCGUGCUGCGUGCCGACAGUGUGGUGGACAUCGAGGUGGUCUUCGACGUCCUGCAGAACAGCUCGUGGGACGAGAGGCUGGAGCUGAUAGCCAACGCUAGCAGCGACAAUGAGCCACCCACCACCCUGAGGGACAAUGUGGUCACCUGGCACAUCCCCAUGCGCUACGCCGUCAGCAUCGUCGCCAGAUGGCAGGAGGACUCCACCCCCUACCUCAACUUCACCUCCGACGACCCCCGCCACAAGACACUGUGGCACCGCUACCAGCUGGAGACCCUCCUGCCCGCCCCCCCUGGCGUCCCCCCCCCGGAGCUGACAGCCUUCGUGCUCCUGCCCCGCACGCUGCCCCACGGCCUGCGCUGGGUCCCCAACGUCCGCGUGGAGGAUGGCGCCGCCUGCGAGGCUCUGGCCGAGGGUGAGGUCGGGGAGGAGGGGAGGGAGCUGCAGCGGAGCAUGGACCAGGCCUGCGCCUCCCCCCGCCUCCUCCCCUUCCGCUGCCCCCUGGGGAAGCUGGGGGCUGGUGCACGCGUCCUGCUGGAGGCCCAGGUGGAGCCACCCGCCAGGAUCCAGGCCGCCGCCCGCCCCCGACUCUGCUCCGGCCUCUGGUUUGCCUUCGACACCCAGCGCUUCGCCAGCACCCUGGGGCCUGAGUUCUCCUGGACGCAGGGGGCCACGGAGGUGGAGCUGCUGCCGGUGCUGAACUUCAUGCUGAUCUACGUGGGCAGCGGCGUCGGGGGGCUGGUGCUGCUCAUCCUCAUCACCGUCGGCCUCGUCAAGUGUGGCUUCUUCAAGCGCAGCUACCGGGAGCGGAUGGAGGAGGGGGCGGAGCCUGAUGGGGCGGAGUCCGAAGGGGUGGAGCCUAAUGGGGCGGAGCCACUGAAAGAGCCCUGAGCCCCGCCCCCUUGUGUGAUAAUCCCCGUCCCCUUUCUGUGUUAAGCCCCACCCCUUUUCUAUGUUAAGCCCCGCCCAGCGUUGGGUUAAAGAGGGGCUGGUUGGGUUGGGUUGGGUUGGGUUGGGUCGGGUCGGGUCUUUAAUGGGUUGUAGUGGUUUGUACUGGUCUGUAGUGGUCCGUAGUGGUCUGUACUGGUCCGUA
Molecule: messenger RNA, 3020 nt
Organism: Cygnus olor (mute swan)
Lineage: Eukaryota; Metazoa; Chordata; Aves; Anseriformes; Anatidae
Gene: ITGAL
Product: integrin subunit alpha L
Exons: 23
Coding region: 155-2818 (887 amino acids)
Biological process (GO): integrin-mediated signaling pathway; cell adhesion mediated by integrin; cell-cell adhesion
Cellular component (GO): external side of plasma membrane; integrin complex
Molecular function (GO): integrin binding
Source: RefSeq, a predicted model, not a curated record